AUGGCUUCAUACUCUUGGUUAAUUGUGUGUGCGGUUUUGAUAACUGUAAAAUUAGUUUUUGGAAAUGACUGCUCGAGUCUCAUGAAAUUGGAAUCUUGCGACGAGUGCAUCAGAUGCGGUGGUCAAUGGUGUAAUGAUCCUGAUGCUAACACACGCUGCCUCGAAAUGCCUAGCGACAACUGGUGUCCUGGAUAUCGGGAAGAACUUAUCGUUAUAGGAGAGCGGAUAGAACCUGGAACUCCAGAUAAACCCAUGUACAUGGAGAGAACCGUAAAAGUUGGCAAUCAAAAUAUAAUCAACUAUAAAAAUAUUGAGCCAAAGGUCAAAAUAAUAAACACAACACAGAACCAUAAUUUCUACGUGAAAACGGCAAAAUUCCGUGGAAAGGAAAACUGGUACGUUGAGGCAUCGCCUGGAAAUGAGUUUUGUUCAGAAAAAAGUAAAACUCUGGAGGGUGUCUACGUUGAAAUAAAUGUUGGGGACGUUAAGGAUAUAGUUCAGUACCACGUGCCUUGCGCAUGUCAGUGCAGCGAGCGAGCUGAGGUGUUCUCAAGAAAAUGCAACGGAAGAGGCACUUACGCCUGCGGUGUUUGCUCCUGCCCGAGUGGAUGGGCUGGCAAAUUUUGCGAAAAGAAAGAAUGCAAAGGCAUCCGUGGAGAUCUACAAUGCAGCAAUCCUGCUAGAAAUGAAUUGGAAUGCUCGGGUAACGGUUACUGUGGUCCAUGCGAGACCUGCGAAUGCUACACCGACCGCCCUGGCUCCAAGUACUUCGACAAGGACUAUUACUGUGCGGACAUCUGCAUGACUACCAGCGAUUGUGAUGAAUGCCUGAGCAAUCCUGCGCUCGGUCACUGCGGCGAAUGUCACUAUCCUUUCAUCAAGAUGCAGUACAAUGAGACUCUGAUGGUGCAGCGAGACAGCAUGAACAGGAGCGUGUGGGUGACUUGCAAUGGGACUGUCGAUGAGUGCCACGUGGAGUAUGCGGCUAUGAAGGAUGAAAAUGAUGACGUAUACGUCAUGGUGAUCAAGCUGUGCGAUCACAGUACUGAGGCGUCUGUCGUUGGUGGUGUGAGCUUGACGAUCCCCGUGGUGCUGACGGUGCUGCUGGUGGCGGCGGCGGGCGCGGCGACGGCAGGCUACCUAGUGUGGAAGAGCCGGCCGCCGCCGCUGCCGCUCGCCGACACGCAGUACCAGAACAUCGGCGCCGAGGACUGCGUCGGCUCUAACCCGCUCUACAUACCGCCCACCUCCUACUACAACAACCCCACCUACGGCAAGAACUAG
This is a messenger RNA of Parnassius mnemosyne (clouded apollo), 1284 nucleotides long. The record is from the annotation of a GenBank genome assembly. Lineage: Eukaryota; Metazoa; Arthropoda; Insecta; Lepidoptera; Papilionidae.